CAGACCUAUAAAUACUGGCUAAGCGAAUAGAGUUCUAACAGUUAUCAAAAUGAACAGGAUUUUCAACUUUUUAGUCAUUAUUGCGAUGAUCGGUGUCUUUGGUCAGGAGGCACCACCUCGGAAAUAUACCGAGGCACAUUUGCUAGAAGUACAGCAACUAAACCAACAAUGUGCAACAGAGAACAACAUUUCGAAUGACACCAUGCUACAAUUUAUGAAUAAUUCUCCAGGCGGAAAGAUCCCGGAAAGUCGUUCGUUUUCGUGUUUCCUUGGCUGCGUUUAUCAAGCUAUGGAAUAUGUGUCCCCCGAUGGCCAAAUCUUGAGGGAAAGUAUUAGGGAAAAAUGGACAACCGUUUAUACAAGGGAGUCGGUUGAAAAAGUUCUCAAUUCGUGUGGAUCCGUCGGGGGAACAGAUUUGUGCGAAAGAUCUUAUAGUCUGUACUCUUGCUAUGACGAUAUCAAAACGGUCGUUGAGCCAAUCGUAAAAAUUGAUUAACCCAAUUGUGAGUGAUUAGAAAGCCUUAAAGAGAAUUUGGAAAAAAAUGGUCAUCAUCAGUGUUCUUAAAGUAAAAUUUGAAUUUAUGCAUAGAAUUUGGUGUUAAAUGUAAAUAUUGACAAAAGUAGAUACAUUUCCGAAAUUAAA
Uranotaenia lowii is the source of this 643-nucleotide messenger RNA. RefSeq names its product general odorant-binding protein 57e-like. Lineage: Eukaryota; Metazoa; Arthropoda; Insecta; Diptera; Culicidae. The transcript is spliced from 2 exons. Gene Ontology annotation, molecular function: odorant binding. The coding region runs from base 50 to 496 and encodes 148 amino acids. The record is from RefSeq and is a predicted model, not a curated record. Gene Ontology annotation, biological process: sensory perception of smell.